Molecule: messenger RNA, 1325 nt
Organism: Zonotrichia albicollis (white-throated sparrow)
Lineage: Eukaryota; Metazoa; Chordata; Aves; Passeriformes; Passerellidae
Source: RefSeq, a predicted model, not a curated record
CAAUUAGAACUUAUCACGCCCUUCCAGCUGUAUUUCAACCCUGAGUUAAUAUUUAAGCACUUUCAAAUAUGGAGGUUAAUCACAAACUACUUGUUCUUUGGACCAGUUGGCUUUAAUUUUUUAUUUAACAUGAUCUUUUUAUACCGCUACUGCCGCAUGCUCGAGGAAGGCUCUUUCCGGGGUCGCACGGCAGAUUUUGUAUUUAUGUUCCUUUUUGGAGGACUUUUAAUGACUCUUUUUGGGCUGUUUGUGAACCUGGUGUUCCUGGGGCAGGCGUUCACCAUCAUGCUGGUGUACGUGUGGAGCCGCAGGAACCCCUACGUCCGCAUGAACUUCUUUGGGCUCCUCAUCUUCCAAGCCCCUUUCCUGCCCUGGGUACUGAUGGGCUUUUCUCUGCUCUUGGGGAACUCCAUCAUUGUGGAUCUCCUGGGUAUUGCUGUUGGGCAUAUAUAUUUUUUCUUAGAGGAUGUCUUUCCCAAUCAGCCUGGUGGUGGGAGGCUCCUGAGAACGCCGUCUGUCCUGAAAGCAAUAUUUGACACCCCAGAGGAUGACCCCAACUACAACCCCUUGCCCGAGGAGCGGCCGGGGGGCUUUGCCUGGGGAGAGGGGCAGCGCCUCGGGGGUUAACCAGGGCCAUGGGGGCUCCUCCCCAGCACACAGAGGACUCUGACAGCCCUAUGGUUUGGAACACAAGCACUUUAUGAAAUGCAGUCUCACCUGAGGCACUCCCAGCACCCUUCCCAAUCAGGGAAUUCAUUGUGCUGGACAUCAUCUGAAUCCAGUGGAGCCAAAAAUGUAAAACUGGAAACUGUUUCCUGUUAACUUCAGUUAACAAGGCCACACAAGUACUUGUUUAAAGUGAUUUCUAAAGCAUUUUUUUCAAGUUAUUUGAUACAUGAAACUCUAUGGGAAACUUUAUAGAGGACGAACCCAACUUUUUGGGAUUUAAUUCAUUUUUUUAUUCUUGGAUAAAACAACUGCAAGAUGAUUGAAAGGCUAAGUCACUAUUUCAAUGGCAAAAGGUUGUUUAAUCUGAGGUGCUGCUGUCUCCAGUCAUCUUUGAACUGCAGGGAACACAACAUGCAGCUUUUCACUCUGCCAGUUGGAUUUUUGGGAUGUUCUGCAGGCUGAGGCUACAUUUUGGUGGUUUUUUCCCCCAAAGACUGUGUGUUCAGGUGCCCACAGUGGUGGUUAAACAGCUGUGCCUGCAAAAUCCAUCUCCUUGUGCCCUCUACUGAUACUGGAUGACCUGCAGCACUAGAGAAGGAAAUUUGUCUGGACUCAAAAAAUGAUGAUGAGUUGAAUAAAAUGUCUUGUGGAUCCUU